AUGGGAAACUCAACAAAGUUUAUUGAAUCAAUAACCAUAAAUAGUGAUGGAGAACUUGUCAGAAAAAGGAUAAGAGUUGUUGAAAAUAUAACAAAAAACAAUGUGGAUGAUGAUAAUAUUAUUAGCACAAACAAUAAAAGUAUUUUUUAUGAAAAUGAAGAAGAUUUUGAAAAUUUUCAAAAAACAAUAUACAAUAAAGAACAAGAACAACUACAACAACAAUUAACACCAACUGAAUAUACAUCAAAAUUAAAAAAUUUAAAUUUUGAAAAAUCAUUACAAAUUCAAAAUCUAAAAAGUAUCAUUAAACAAUCAGAAAAACAAUUAAAUUCAUAUAAAACUAUUUUUAAUAAUAAUUCAUUAGAACCAAUUUCAAAGGUUACAGAUUUAGAAAAGCUAUUAUUUGACUUUUUUGAAAUAAAUAAAAGGACCAAUAUUAUUAAUAAUAAUAAUUUUAAUAAUAGUACAAAUAAUAGUAACAUAUCUUUUUAUUAUAAAAAUGGAAUCGUUUUAAAUAAAAAUGGAAAUAAAGAAUUGGUAGAUAUGGAUUCUUCAGUUAAUUAUAAUAGUUCUAGAAUGCCAACGUAUCUUGCAGAUAGAAGUGGAUUAGUUUCACCAAUUACCGAUAUAGAUUUAGGUAUUUAUCCUGAAGGUGAUAAAAGGAUUAAUAUUUUAUGUUUCAAUUGCUCAAAAUUUGGUCACUCACAUUACGAUUGUCCAUAUGCAUAUAACCGUGAAAUAAUUCAACAAAAUAAAAGAGAUUUUAAUAAUAGACCCAUUGAACAAAGAUAUUUUGAAACUAUUGAAAGACAAUUAAAAAAUGAAAAAAUAAGAAACUCAAUAAAACAGCAACAACAACCACAACCACAACAACAACCUCAACCACAAAAACAACAACAACCACAACCACAACAACAACAACAACAACAACAACAGCAACAGAAACAACAACAAAGGCCACAGCAGCAACAAAUGGAAAAUGAAAAAGAACCUUAUUCAUUUAAAUUUAAAAACUUAAAAUAUAACAAUUGUAAUAAUAAUAAUAAUAAUAAUAAUAAUAAUAAUAAUAAUAAUAAUAGUAAUAAUAAUAAUAAUAAUAAUAAUAAUAAUAAUAAUAAUAAUAAUAAUAAUAAUAUCAAUAUUAAUAAUAAUCAAUUUAAAGAAGAUUAUAUUGAAUUUCCAAAGAAUCUUUUGGAUCAAUUUGAAAGUGUUGAAGAGGAAGAGAUACUCCCUUCAAUUUAUGAUCCAGACUUUUUUACAAAACCUAUAAAUACUAAAUAUCCAGAUUAUAUCGAUUCAAUUUAUGUUAGUAGUGAAAGAAAAGUGGAAAGAAAUUCAAAUAAAUAUAAUAAUGAUUUUAAAAAUAAAUUCAACAAUAAUUAUAAAAAUAAUAAUAAUAAUAAAAAUAAUAACUAUAGUAAUAAUAAUAAUUAUAAUUAUAAUUAUAAUUAUAAUUAUAAUUAUAAUUAUAAUGUAAAAAGGAAAAAUGAAAGCACUUACUCUUACAAAAAUACUAAAAGUGGAAGCAAUAGUAGUCGUAGUAGAGAUAGAGAUAGAGAAUAUAAUAGUUAUUCAACAGAUAAUUAUAAAAGUUAUGAAAAUAGUUAUAAUAAUAAUAAUAAUAAUAAUAAUUAUAAACACUACGGUUAUAGUCAAAAUAAUAAUAGAAGUAAAUCAUAUCUUGGAUUUCUUUAA
This is a messenger RNA of Dictyostelium discoideum AX4, 1695 nucleotides long. RefSeq lists its product as hypothetical. Lineage: Eukaryota; Evosea; Eumycetozoa; Dictyosteliales; Dictyosteliaceae. The record is from RefSeq and is a predicted model, not a curated record. Bases 1 to 1695 code for a protein of 564 amino acids. The transcript is spliced from 4 exons. Gene Ontology annotation, molecular function: zinc ion binding; nucleic acid binding.